Molecule: messenger RNA, 1259 nt
Organism: Limanda limanda (common dab)
Lineage: Eukaryota; Metazoa; Chordata; Actinopteri; Pleuronectiformes; Pleuronectidae
Exons: 4
Coding region: 22-849 (275 amino acids)
Biological process (GO): response to bacterium
Source: RefSeq, a predicted model, not a curated record
AGAGGAAGGUGAUUUACCACAAUGCUCACACCACUGGCAACUUUGAUUCUUCUUAUUUCAGUGUCUCUGUCUCAAACUGCUGAGGUUCCUCCCCAGAUCUCCUUGAUGGUGGUUGGAAUUGGUCAAAAUGCAACUUUACGAUGUCAGGUUUCAGAGAAGGAAGGCAAAUUCUUCCAUUGGUACAAACAAACUCAUGGAUACCUGAUUCAAACAGUCGCCACAGGAACUUUUUCCAUGCAAUCGCUCCAGGGGCAAUUUAGGAACUCGCGUUUCAGCGUGACAGAGGGGAUGUCCCAUUAUUCUCUGACCAUCGCAAAUGUGGCGAAGGAGGAUGAAGCAACAUACUUCUGUCAAAAUGGAACGGCGUACUCACAGACCUUUGUGAAUGGCAUCUUCCUGGCUGUGAACGAUCAGAAUCCGCCGAAAUCUGUUAUUGUGAAACAAAGUCCAGAGACAGCGUCAGUCAGACCAGGAGCCUCAGUGAUCUUCCAGUGUUCACUUCUCUUCAACCACAAAGAAAACCUGGUCCCGUGUCCAGGUGAACACAGUGUGCACUGGUUCAGAGCCGGAUCAGGACGCUCCCUUCCCGACUUCAUUUACACUCAGAGCAAAAGUAAUGAUGAACAAAAGGAGAAGAGCUGCGUCUACAGUCUGUCCAAAACUAUACACAACUCCUCAGAUGCUGGGACUUACUACUGCGCUGUGGUCACAUGUGGAGAGAUCCUGUUUGGUGAAGGAACCAAAGUGGAGACAACACAAGAGCAGGGCCUACUGGUAAUUGCACUGGGGGUGCUGUUGGCUCUGUGCGUGAUUGUGAUUGCCAUCCUCGUUUGUCUCCCUCGAUCAUGAGAGAAGCCUGCUGGACAUGUCACUGCAGUUUGGAACAAUCAUUGGUGAAUAAUAAUCAUGCUUCCAACGUUUGUGCAUUAUUCAGUUUUGACUUAUUCACACACCUUGUAAACUGGUUCCACUGACCUCAAGCCUCGGAUCAAAAGCCAGAUCAUUAAUGAAGAUUGAGUUAUUCAGUUUGGUCAGUCCUCAAGUGCCGUCUUAAUCCAUUCUCUGUCGUGCUUUUUAGUAUCUUGUCCACUUAGUUACAUAUAACAUAAAGAUAUCAUUUAUCUACUAAAUUGCCAUUGAUGAGUAGAAUGUGGUUAUAUUUUCAAGUAUUUGGGGAUAAUUAUACCAACAUUUCAAAAGAGGGACCUACACUGAAACAUACACACUUCCAGAAAAGCGUGUUCCAGCCUCAAUGUCUG